Messenger RNA from Oncorhynchus mykiss (rainbow trout), 2547 nucleotides. The record is from RefSeq and is a predicted model, not a curated record. Lineage: Eukaryota; Metazoa; Chordata; Actinopteri; Salmoniformes; Salmonidae.
UUCAUCCUGGCUAAUGCCCAGGUGUCCAAGGCCCAAGGUUUCCCCAUCGUCUACUGUUCUGAUGGCUUCUGUGAGCUCACAGGCUUCUCCCGCGCUGAGGUCAUGCAGAAGAGCUGUGCCUGUAAGUUCCUGUAUGGCCCAGAGAGCAGCGAGACCAUCAUCCUCAGCAUCGACGACGCCCUGGAUGAACGGAAGGACUUCAAGGAAGAAAUCAUGUUCUACAAAAAGGCUGCGUCAUUGUUCUGGUGCCUGCUGGAAAUUGUCCCCAUUAAGAAUGAGAAGGGAGACGUGGUGCUCUUCCUGGCUUCAUUUAAAGACAUCACAGACAACAAGGCCAAGGCCAUCCCAGAGGGCAAGAGAGAAGGUUAGAGUCGCCGACAAGGUGGUCUGAAAACUGGCUCUUCGUUCAGUUCGACUCGUCUGCGGAGCAGUACUGUACUCUACCACAUCUCUGGUCACCUCCACAGCAAAGACAACAAGAAGAGGAAGAAGAGCAAGAUCAAACUCAACAAGAAUGUGUUUGGGGACCCCCCUGCUCUGCCAGAGUACAAGGUGGCGGACGCCAAGAAGUCCAAGUUCAUCUUGCUUCACUUCAGCACCUUCAAGGCGGGUUGGGAUUGGCUGAUCCUGCUGGCCACCUUCUACGUUGCCGUGACAGUGCCCUACAACGUCUGCUUCAUCGGAGACGAUGACCUCACCAGGAGCACUACAGUCAGCGACAUCGCUGUGGAGAUACUCUUUAUUAUAGACAUUGUGUUCAGUUUCCGUACCACUUACGUGAGUAAGUCUGGGCAAGUGAUUUUCAGUGCGAGGUUGAUCUGCAUCCACUACAUGACCACGUGGUUCAUCAUUGACCUGGUUGCCGCGCUGCCCUUUGACCUCCUCUAUGCCUUCAAAGUCAGCGUGGUAUCAGUAGUCCACCUGUUGAAGACAGUGCGUCUGCUCCGGCUGCUGCGUCUGCUCCAGAAGAUGGACCGGUACUCCCAGCACAGCACUGUGGUGCUCACCCUGCUCAUGUCCAUGUUCGCCCUGCUGGCCCACUGGAUGGCCUGCAUCUGGUACGUCAUCGGCAAGAAGGAGAUGGAGGCCAACGCCUACUCCUGGGACAUCGGCUGGCUCCAUGAGUUGGGGAAGCGUCUAGAGUCUCCCUACGACCCCCUGGGGGAAGUGAACGGGACGGGGCUGAGCGGUCCCUCUCUGAGGAGUGUCUACAUCGCUUCUCUCUACUUCACCCUGUCCAGUCUGACCAGCGUGGGCUUCGGCAACGUGUCGGCCAACACCGACGCUGAGAAGAUCUUCUCCAUCUGCACCAUGCUCAUCGGAGCGUUGAUGCACGCCCUGGUGUUUGGUAACGUGACGGCCAUUAUCCAGCGGAUGUACUCUCGCUGGUCCCAGUACCACACCCGUACCAAGGACCUGAAGGACUUCAUCCGAGUCCACCACCUGCCCCAGGGCCUCAAACAACGCAUGCUGGAGUACUUCCAGACCACAUGGUCCGUCAACAACGGCAUUGACUCCAACGAGUUGCUGAAGGACUUCCCAGAUGAGCUGCGCUCUGACAUCACCAUGCACCUGAACAAGGAGAUAUUGGAGCUGUCUCUGUUUGCCUCGGCCAGCAGGGGGUGCCUGCGCUCCCUGUCCCUGCACAUCAAGACCACGUUCUGCGCCCCUGGGGAGUACCUGCUGCGCCAGGGGGACGCCCUGCAGGCCAUCUUCUUUGUCUGCUCUGGGUCCAUGGAGGUGCUGAAGGAUGGCAUGGUGUUGGCUAUACUGGGUAAGGGUGACCUGAUCGGGGCCAACAUGUCUAUAGAUGACCGGGUGAUAAAGACCAACGCAGAUGUGAAGGCCCUAACCUACUGUGACCUGCAGUGUAUCAACCUGAGUGGUCUGUAUGAGGUACUGGACCUCUACCCAGAGUACACCAGCCGCUUUGUCCAAGACAUCCAUCUGGACCUCACAUACAACCUGAGGGAGGGACACGAGUGCCAUGUCAUAUCCAGAUUGUCCACCAAACCAUUGGACAAACAGACAGAGGGGAGAGGCAACGGACGAGUGAUCCAGUCCUAUCCAUCCAUCAUUGAGAACCAGGAGGAAGAGGAGGAGGAAGAUGAGUUGGCAUCUGUAUCUCCGGAAUUGGUGCGCAACAGCGUCCUGUACACUAGAGAGGUGUCUUCUGGGAAGUCUCCAUCGGGUAGAGCCGGGAUGGAGAGAGAGUUGCAUAGCGGCAGAGAAGUAACACACCAGAGCACUAGGAAACUGAGGGAGAAGAUCCAGAUCCGCCAGACAGCUCUCACCACGCUAGACCCCUCCAACCUCAGCCCUAGGGUUGUGGACGGUACAGAGGAUACUGAAGGUACAGAGACGUCUCCACUGUUCUCCUUCUCUCCUAGCCGAGCCUGUCCAGUCAGCGGUCCAGGGAAUGCACCUGCCACAUUUACAGGUCCCCACAACCAUAACCACAAUGACAACCACAACCCCCACCACCACAAUCAAAACCACAACAACAACCACCACCACAACCAUCACCAUGACCACAACCAGCACUAG